Messenger RNA from Sporothrix schenckii 1099-18, 291 nucleotides. RefSeq lists its product as uncharacterized. Gene Ontology annotation, cellular component: cytosol. Lineage: Eukaryota; Fungi; Ascomycota; Sordariomycetes; Ophiostomatales; Ophiostomataceae. The record is from RefSeq and is a predicted model, not a curated record. Gene Ontology annotation, biological process: Mo-molybdopterin cofactor biosynthetic process. The transcript has a single exon. The coding region runs from base 1 to 291 and encodes 96 amino acids.
AUGGCCACGCCGCCGCGGCCGCCCAAGGGCCACUUCAACAUGCUCUACUUUGCAGCCGCCACGUCAUACACCCACAAGGACUACGAGGCGCUGCCGGCACCGCUGCCGCUGGCGGAGCUGUUUGCAACUCUUGAGACGCGGUACACUGGGAUCCGGGCAGGCGUGCUGGACGGGAGCCUGGUGACGAUCAACCUCGAGUAUGUGGACGUGGACACGGACGCCGAGGGCGGUGGCAUCGUGAUCCAAGAGGGUGACGAGGUCGCCGUCAUUCCUCCUGUGAGCUCGGGCUGA